Molecule: messenger RNA, 159 nt
Organism: Entrophospora sp. SA101
Lineage: Eukaryota; Fungi; Glomeromycota; Glomeromycetes; Entrophosporales; Entrophosporaceae
Source: the annotation of a GenBank genome assembly
AUGCGGCCUUUAACAUUCUAUUUUGCCAAAGACGUGGCAUUUGGCGGAUUCUUUGGCAAUAAAGAUUUAGCGGAAGAUAAAUCUAUAGAUGAUCCAGGAGAUGGUCAAAUGGAGGCUGGUAGAAUGGAAGCUGGCCAAAUAGAUGAUGAUCAAACGUAG